ACCGGAAGUGCACGUGGGCAGAGGGAGUCAGAGGUGAAGCCGGGGGAAUCAUGGAGGCGCCGGCCGAGAUCCGCGUGGUCCGCUGCGGCGGGAGCAGUAUUACCUUCAGGAAAGCUGUCUUCACCUUAGACUCUAAGUUCCUGCUGUGUCCGUCAGGGGAUGCGAUCAAAGUGUUCAGCACCAGCACGGAGGAGUGUGUCCACGUUCUGCAGGGCCACGCCAACCUGAUCACGGGCAUCGUCCUUAAUCCCUCUAACCAUCUGCAGGUAUACUCCUGCUCACUCGAUGGCACUGUUAAACUAUGGGAUUUCACAGACGGCAUCCUCAUUAAGACGUACGUCGUCGGGCCCAGCAUCUUCUCCAUCCUCGUCUCUAAGAAGCACGAUGGCGUCGUUUUCCUCGUCAUGCCUAUGGCCAGCAACAAAAGCCGGGAGGCGUACCAGCUGGUGGCGCUACAUCUACCCAGAUCCCCCGCGCAGGAGGUGGAGGCCAAGGAGAUGACUGCAGUGACUUGUGACAUCAGCCCGCUCCCCAAGGCUACUUCCUUUGGGAGAGAGGGGGAAUAUAUCGCCUCUGCUAAAGGUGUCCAGCUCUCUGUGUACUUUUUCCGGAAGCAGAAGGAAUACAGGUUUUUCUUAAAUGCCACCGACAAGAAGGGGGCGAAGAACGAGUUCACCUGCGUGUCCUGCCACCCCAAGGACGACUGCAUCGCCACAGGCCAUGCUGACGGAAAGAUCCGGCUCUGGAGAAACUUCAACCAGAAGAAGGAGUACACAUAUUCCACAGAGCAGUGGCACCACAGCGCAGUGGCAGCCCUGACCUUCAGCCCGCAAGGAACGAAACUGCUGAGUGGAGGAAUCGAGUCGGUUCUGGUCCAGUGGCAUUAUGGGACGGUGACCAAGAAGGACUUCCUACCUCGGCUGGGCGGCGCUAUCGAGCACAUCUCCGUGUCACCAGAUGGGGCGCUGUAUUGCACCUCCCACAAAGACAACAAGGUCAUAGUGAUCCAGAGCAACCUGAAGGUCUCUGCUAUCAUCCAAGGGCUUGUCAAAGGCGACGCCGUCCGGACCGAGCUGCUGAUCGACCCGCGAACCAAAGCACUGGUACUGAAUGGGAAGCCAGGCCAUCUACAGUUCUACUCCCUGCACCGGGACAAGCAGCUGUAUAAUCUGGACAUCGUGCAGCAGGAGUACAUCCACGAGUCGGGCCUGCAGCAGUACGAGGUGGUGCGGGCCGCCUUGGACAGCAGCGGGGCCUGGCUGGCCACCGUGGAGGAGCGGGCGGAGGAAGACGGGGGUGUGGAUGUCAGCCUGAAGCUGUGGACAUACAGCGAGGCGGCACAGAGCUUCCAGCUGAACACCACCAUCUGUAUGCCUCACGAGGGCCACAUCUGCUCCAUGUGUUUCUGUGACGCCGAUGAGACCACCACGCUCGUGACCACCGGGCGGGAUGGCCACUUCAAGGCCUGGGUGCUGGUGGACGACACCGACGCCCAAGGCAUGACCUCACACUGGUCCUGCGAGUUCGUGGGAGGCUACCACCACCUCACACCCUCCGCCUGCUGCUUCUCGGCUGACGGAUCCCUGCUGGCUGUUGGCUUCCGGGAGGUCGUCACCGUGUGGCUCCCUGGCACCUGGGAACUACUCGUGACCUUCAGCCAGCCCCCCGGGGACAUCCGGGACCUUUGCUUCGGAAGACUCGGCUGUUCGAAGUUCCUGCUCGGAACCACCACUGAAGGUGUCCUCUGCUGCUGGAACCUCCUCACCUGCUCUGUGGAGUGGAGCACCGCUCUAGAUGUGACACUCCUACAGCCCGACCCGCUGUCUGAGAACAUGGCCGCCUUCUCUGCCACAGCAAGGAGCACAGACCUGUUUGUGUUCAAGCCCAGUGAGCCACGCCCCCAGUAUUCCCAGAAGUCCGUGUGCUUGGGGGAGGUGCGCCGCGCUGUCUUUGCCCCCCGCCAGGAGGCGCUGCAGAGCUCUGAGGAGAGUGCCCAGUGGCUGAACCGUUCAAGGCUGUACUUUCUCACAGAUAACAUGGAUCUGAUGACAUUCAGCAUCAAGUCAGAGGAGGACAGAAUCCUGGCAUCAAGUAAACAGCUCGUCGUCGACGAUAGCGUUGCCCUGACGCCCUUCUGCCUGUUGCUGGGGAAACACAGACAGGCACAGCGAAACAAGCAGGACCCCCUUUGCGAGCAGGUGGCAGCGAGGACCCAGCUGCCUCAGAGGUCGACGGCUGUCCUAGAGCUCCUGCACACUCCUGCCCACGUCCUGCCGCCUGCCUCCCAUCUCUGCACCAUGUUCGUGAACUCCCUUCUCAUUUCGAAACCCGGGGUCAGGGGGGCCCAGGAGUCCGAAGAAGAGGAUCUGGAGAGUGAGAAAGAGGAAGAGAUGGAGGAGUCAGAGGAAGAGAUGGAGUUGCGUGAUGCUGCAGGUCGCCCCGCGAUCCAGAAGCAGGCGGCGGACGGCACGGCAUCACUGUCCACGAGCCAAGAGCGGGAGCUGCAGCGGUUACGGAAAGCGGACUUUAGCUGGGUCAGCGCUGCGCUGCACUCCUGAAAGUCACGGGGGUGUCUCUGUCUGUGUCUGUGUGUCUGUGUUUUUUGUCGAUUAGCGCCAUGUAAUAAAAUAUAACCUUCA
This is a messenger RNA of Brienomyrus brachyistius, 2639 nucleotides long. RefSeq names its product WD repeat domain 75 (gene wdr75). The record is from RefSeq and is a predicted model, not a curated record. Gene Ontology annotation, biological process: positive regulation of transcription by RNA polymerase I; positive regulation of rRNA processing. Lineage: Eukaryota; Metazoa; Chordata; Actinopteri; Osteoglossiformes; Mormyridae. Bases 51 to 2558 code for a protein of 835 amino acids. Gene Ontology annotation, cellular component: nucleolus. The transcript is spliced from 21 exons. Gene Ontology annotation, molecular function: RNA binding; protein binding.